Molecule: messenger RNA, 1613 nt
Organism: Cebus imitator (Panamanian white-faced capuchin)
Lineage: Eukaryota; Metazoa; Chordata; Mammalia; Primates; Cebidae
Product: histamine N-methyltransferase-like
Exons: 3
Coding region: 250-495 (81 amino acids)
Source: RefSeq, a predicted model, not a curated record
GGUAGAGGCUCCAAACAAUCCUGUAGAAGCACAGAGGCAGAUGACAGCCUUUCGUCACCGCUGUAGAUUUCGGAGAGUGCUGUAUAGCUCUCCUCUUAUCCUGGUGUUUGCCACUUUAAACAGUCACUUUCCCACUUGGAGCUUACUUGUGCCUUUGCUGACAAAACAGGAAGUGAUUUGAAUACAGUCUGUUUUUAUGACUUUUGAACAUCAGGAGUUUGGAAACAAGUUUUAACAGUAAAACCAAAUAUGGCAUCUUCCAUGAGGAGCUUGUUUUCUGACCACGGGAGAUAUGUUGAAUCUUUUCGGAGGUUUCUCAACCAUUCCACGGAACACCAGUGCAUGCUGGAAUUCAUGGACAAGACGCUGCCAGGCAUAAUAGCAAGGAUCGGAGACACAAAAUCAGAAAUUAAGGUUCUAAGCAUAGGCGGAGGUGCAGGUAUGAAUAAUAUGUUUUUAAAGUUUGUAUUUCACUUCAAACGUCAUGCUGUGUGAUGGCAAUAGUGUUCAUUUUUUUAGGAAAGCUUUUUUUUUUUUUUGCUUUUGGAAGAGAUCAGCUUAUUAAAACUAGAAAUAUUACUUCAGCUAAGAUUAAUGCCCUCAUAGAUUUAGAAGGUUUAGGACAUUCACCUUCAUUACUAUCUCUAUUGUGAAUAAAGGAUGUGACUUAUUCUUUUGAUAAAUGAAAAAUCAAAUAGGAUAACUUUAAGGAUAACUCUUACUCAAAAUGAUUUAAAUAUUCACAGAAAAGGAAAAUCCCAUAAGAAGUUCCUUAAGCUUGUGUCACUUUAAAGCCUUGUUCAUGGAUUGAUUACUGGUUUCAAAUUGUUUUUGAUCCAUGUGAAAUUAGAAAUGUGCACUGGAAUAUAAACUGAUGCCCAGCUUUUUUCAUUGAGAAAUUCUCACCAUGGGGGAAAAAUAUGCUCAAUGACAUAGUUAAUUUACAUUCCUGUGUCCCCAUUCUUUGAGUGGCACGGGCCUAAACUGUUCCCUUCAUCUUACUCAGUUCCAAAACAGGCUGAGAAUUACCUCUAGCAUUCAGAACACUCCUAAGCACCCUUUUAUAGGGUGCUUAGUUAUCUUUGUCUUAAUACGAAUCACAAUUGAACUCAUUGAUGGGGCACUAGAAUACUUAAGAGAUUCAAGGGAUUACCACUUAGCAUUAAGUUAUAAGUGACAAAGUGUCCACUUGAUACCAAGUUAUAGCCAUUACUGAACUAUCACUCAGACAAAAGAAAAGAGACUAAUAAAACACCCUUUUAUGAUCUCAUUACUUUUAGGUCCAGCACUUUUAUUCUAGGGGAAAAUUAAAAGUCUGGAAAAGUAGAUGGACACAGGUAACUCUGCCUCCAAUGAACUGUAUCAUCUUGGCUGAAGCAUCAGUAAAAUGGAAACAAUGAAUUUUAUCUCAUAAGGUUGUAGUGAGAGUGAUGUAGGUAACAUUUACAAAGUGCCUAGGACAUUCUUAUUACUCCUGGAGGGUGAAGGCUAUUCCCUUCUGCAAAAGUGAAAUAGAAAGUUUCAUAUCAAGACUUUUCCUCAUAUCAACUCCUGAACAGUGUUUGCUUUAAGUUGCUAGUCAUUUGGAAGUUUGGGUUAAUGCAUUAAUAUAC